Messenger RNA from Malurus melanocephalus (red-backed fairy wren), 2093 nucleotides. RefSeq names its product RAB3A interacting protein (gene RAB3IP). The transcript is spliced from 11 exons. Gene Ontology annotation, cellular component: Golgi to plasma membrane transport vesicle. NCBI's taxonomy places the organism in Eukaryota, Metazoa, Chordata, Aves, Passeriformes, Maluridae. Gene Ontology annotation, biological process: exocytosis. Gene Ontology annotation, molecular function: guanyl-nucleotide exchange factor activity. Bases 98 to 1483 code for a protein of 461 amino acids. The record is from RefSeq and is a predicted model, not a curated record.
CGGCCCGGCCCCGCCGGUCGGCUGAGGGGACGCGGCGACGGCGGCGGCCGCUCCUCUCUCGAGGCCCGGCAGGGAUUCAUAUAAUGAGGCUUUUAUUAUGGCCAGUGACCCCUUGGAAGGCUUUCAUGAAGUGAACCUCGCUUCACCUACUACACCAGAUCUUCUUGGAGUAAAUGAGCCAGGGACUCAGGAACAAACUACCUCACCCAGUGUAAUCUACCGACCACAUCCUUCUGUUGUGUCCUCCACACCAAUCCAACCCAAUGCAUUAAAUGUGUCUGACCUUCCUACACAACCUGUUUAUUCGUCUCCCAGACAACUSAAUUGUGGAGAAGUAUCAGGUGUCAGCAUCAAUGUUACCGACGCAGUACUUUGUUCUACCUCUGGACCCCAGAGUGGGUCAUUCAAUCACAGUAAUGCCAGGAAGGAGAGCAAUAACGUAGAGAGAGAGUUUUUGCAGGGCGCUACAGUAGCAGAUGUUGCUGAAGGAAAUGAAGAUAUUUUUGGGUUGAGUACAGACAGUUUAUCUCACUUACGGAGCCCAUCUGUACUGGAAGUAAGAGAAAAGGGCUAUGAACGAUUGAAAGAAGAACUUGCAAAAGCUCAGAGGGAGCUGAAGUUAAAAGAUGAAGAAUGUGAAAGGCUUUCUAAAGUGCGAGAUCAACUUGGACAGGAAUUGGAAGAACUUACAGCUAGUCUGUUUGAGGAAGCACACAAAAUGGUUAAAGAAGCAAAUGUCAAACAAGCUGCAGCAGAAAAACAAUUAAAAGAAGCACAAGGAAAGAUUGAUGUCCUCCAGGCUGAAGUAGCAGCAUUGAAAACAUUAGUACUGUCUACUUCACCGACAUCUCCAACUAAGGAGUUCCAGUCUGGUGGAAAAACUCCUUUUAAGAAAGGCCAUGCAAGAAACAAGAGUACAAGCAGUGCUAUGGGUGGCAGUCACCAGGACCUUACCAUGAUGCAGCCAAUUGUAAAAGACUGUAAAGAGGCUGACUUAUCUCUGUACAAUGAAUUCAGAUCUUGGAAGGAUGAGCCUACUAUGGACAGAACAUGUCCUUUCUUGGACAAAAUUUAUCGGGAAGAUAUUUUUCCAUGCUUAACCUUCUCCAAAAGUGAGUUGGCCUCAGCUGUUCUGGAAGCUGUUGAAAACAACACUCUGAGCAUUGAACCUGUUGGCUUGCAACCUGUUCGAUUUGUGAAAGCUUCUGCAGUUGAAUGUGGGGGACCAAAGAAAUGUGCUCUAAGUGGACAAAGUAAGUCAUGCAAGCAUAGAAUCAAAUUAGGAGAUUCAAGCAGUUAUUACUACAUUUCUCCUUUCUGUCGUUACAGGAUCACUUCUGUGUGUAACUUCUUUACAUAUAUUCGAUAUAUCCAGCAAGGACUGUUGAAGCAGCAAGAUGUGGAUCAGAUGUUCUGGGAAGUUAUGCAGCUGAGACGAGAGAUGUCGCUAGCAAAACUUGGCUAUUACAAGGAAGAGCUCUAAAUCUUUUUACUCUUGCGCAUGCAUGAACUUCAUAGAAUAUACAUAACUAAAAUUGCUGAAUCUUUCCUUGUCACUUGAUAUUUAUUUCCACAACGUGGGUCCAAGAUCUUUCUCCUUUUGCAGAUGGCACUAAGAAGUACUGUGAUUGUUUUAAAUUGACCUAUGCUGUAUUUGCAUACAUAAAAUACUUAGUUGAACAAAUGUGGUAAGCACUUGCAGGUGUAUUAGUGAUUGUAAUUUACAUUUAAAAACAAAAGUUCUGAUUAAAGUGUUAAUCUGAAACAGUUUCUGUCUUCAGUUCUUUGUGAUGCAGAAUGAUGUGAAUCUUCYCUAUAAGACACUCCAAAAAACAGAUGUGAUUUUAUGAAGAGCAAAUAAAUGCCUGGUAUUUUCUUCAUUGUAGUGUUUAGGUACAUGUAUGUAGCUCUCUGUGCAUUUUUGCCAGCACAGUUAACAGACAGCUGGGAGGACUUUGAAUUGUUUGAAGUGCUACAUUCCUAUGCUUCUAAUUUUUAAAAAUACGUGUGUAUGAAGAGAAGCACAUACAGUGAAGAGUCACAUCACAAUAAACCUGAGUAUAUUCUCUUUAAAGAAGGGUGCUUCUCAAAUG